UUAGUGCUCCACGUAAAGGCUGUCGCAGACGAUGAGGAAGAAAAAGGAGUGCAUGCUGGGAUGUCUCGGCAGUGAACUCCUGUCAAGAUGUCUGACAUGGAGGAUGAUUUUAUGUGCGACGAUGAAGAAGAUUAUGACUUGGAAUACUCCGAAGACAGCAACUCUGAACCCAACGUUGACUUGGAGAACCAGUAUUACAACUCUAAAGCACUGAAGGAGGAUGAUCCCAAGGCAGCGCUCAGCAGCUUUCAGAAGGUUUUGGAGCUUGAGGGUGAAAAGGGUGAAUGGGGCUUCAAAGCCCUGAAACAGAUGAUAAAAAUCAACUUUAAACUGACAAACUUCCCUGAGAUGAUGAAUCGGUACAAACAGCUGCUCACCUACAUCCGCAGUGCAGUAACCAGGAAUUACUCGGAGAAAUCCAUCAAUUCCAUUCUCGACUACAUCUCCACCUCCAAACAGAUGGACCUGCUGCAAGAGUUUUAUGAAACCACUCUGGAGGCCCUGAAAGAUGCCAAAAACGACCGGCUCUGGUUUAAGACCAACACCAAGCUGGGCAAGCUGUACCUGGAGCGAGAGGAGUACAGCAAGCUGCAGAAGAUCCUCAGGCAGCUGCAUCAGUCAUGUCAGACCGACGACGGUGAGGAUGACUUAAAGAAGGGGACGCAGCUGCUGGAGAUCUACGCCCUGGAGAUCCAGAUGUACACAGCGCAGAAGAACAACAAGAAACUGAAGGCUUUAUAUGAACAGUCUCUGCACAUCAAGUCCGCCAUCCCUCACCCGCUGAUCAUGGGCGUCAUCAGAGAGUGUGGCGGUAAGAUGCACCUGCGUGAGGGCGAGUUUGAGAAGGCCCACACAGAUUUCUUCGAGGCAUUCAAGAACUAUGACGAGUCAGGGAGUCCGCGCCGCACCACGUGCCUGAAGUACUUGGUACUGGCCAACAUGCUCAUGAAGUCGGGGAUCAACCCCUUCGACUCGCAGGAGGCAAAGCCGUACAAGAACGACCCAGAGAUCCUGGCUAUGACGAACUUAGUAAGUGCCUAUCAGAAUAAUGACAUCACUGAGUUUGAGAAAAUUCUGAAGACCAAUCACAGUAACAUCAUGGAUGAUCCGUUUAUAAGGGAGCACAUUGAGGAGUUGUUGCGGAACAUCAGGACUCAAGUUCUCAUCAAAUUAAUUAAGCCUUACACAAGAAUACACAUCCCCUUUAUUUCGAAGGAGCUGAACAUUGAUGUAGGAGACGUUGAGAGUUUACUCGUUCAGUGCAUAUUGGACAACACGAUUCAUGGACGCAUCGAUCAAGUCAACCAACUUCUGGAACUUGAUCACCAGAAGAGGGGCGGAGCCCGAUAUACAGCUUUGGACAAAUGGACAAAUCAGCUGAAUUCGCUCAACCAGGCCAUUGUUAGCAAGCUGGCUUGAAUGACACAUGCUGUAGCCCAUAGAACUUCAGUCCCUGCCACAGAAUCUGUGGGUGUUUUUUUUCCCCGCACUGUGGUAGGCCUAAUUUCAGCUGAAAUAUGGAUACAUCUGGAAUUCGACAAUUUUUUUUUUUUUUUUAUCGUCCAGUAUGUGAUUUCUGUGAUUUGCUGCCUGUGUUUGUCCAGACGGCUUCGGCAUUCAGAACACCAUAAUUCUGCGGAGUUAUCGAAAUGUCCCAUGCUGAGUAAAAAAAAAAUAAAAUCACACUGGAAGGGAAUAACCAGACAGAAAUCUUAUUUUUGUUAGCAUUUCCCACCUCUGCAUUAGCUAUAUGUCAACAGGAACGUGGCCCCAAGCUGUAAGCCUGUUUAAGCAUGUUUAUUACACACUGCUAUACUCAGUCUUCAAGCUGUGUUUUCUUCAAUCAGUACUUAAGCAAAUUUUGUAAACGUGUGGCACCUUUGUGGCCGUAAGAAUGUCAUCGAAGCUGAAUUAAACUAUGGCUCAGACAUUGUA
Brienomyrus brachyistius is the source of this 1935-nucleotide messenger RNA. RefSeq names its product COP9 signalosome complex subunit 2. NCBI's taxonomy places the organism in Eukaryota, Metazoa, Chordata, Actinopteri, Osteoglossiformes, Mormyridae. The coding region runs from base 88 to 1419 and encodes 443 amino acids. Gene Ontology annotation, molecular function: protein binding. The transcript is spliced from 13 exons. Gene Ontology annotation, biological process: protein deneddylation. The record is from RefSeq and is a predicted model, not a curated record. Gene Ontology annotation, cellular component: COP9 signalosome.